AAAAAGUUGAUGUAGAAUUUGAGAAGGGGAAUAUUGGGUUGGGCCGAGAAGCAUGAAGAAGAUAGUGUGGAGAUUCCAACGCCGACGAGAGAUUCAGCCAUUGAAGUGCAGAAGCUAUGGACGCAGAUUCUGAAAAUCGUGAAAAUAGUGAUUCUACCUUUGUUUGGGAUCACAAAUCACAGCUUUACUUCCACGCUAGUAGUGGAUUUUACCAUGACCCUAAUGCCGGGUGGUAUUAUAGCAGCAGAGAUGGUGCUUAUUACAAAUUUGAGGAUGGGAAUUAUGUACUUUUAGAUUCCAAUAAGGACGAUAAUGCAGACACAUAUCUGGGCAAGGAAACUACCACAGAAAGUCCUCAACAAAUCUCUGAGGGGAACGACAUCGAGGAUUAUUUUUCCUUUCUUGAAAAUAGAUCUGAAACAAACCAACAGACAAGAAUCCUGGCUAAUGAAGCACUUGAUGAUGGCACAAAUUCUGUGAGUAGUCCAACUUCUGAAAGGCCACCUCCACCACCAUCCGAAUGGUUAGAGGACACACUUAUUGAUCUGUACUUGUCUGGCUACAAGAAUAUAGCAGUAAGUGAAGUUGAUGGCGUGACAGUGCCGCUGGAAACAGAUGAUGGAUAUAACACUUUAGCAGCUGAUGCUUACAGCAAAACUUAUGAAGUGGAAGGUGAGUGGAACCCAAACCAAGUAGGUGAAAAUGGCUUAGCUGAUACUAAAAGUAUUGUAGAUGAAGGUGUAGCUUACAACAACUCUUAUGAACUGGAAGAGGGUGAGUGGAUCCCGGACAUGGAGGAUGAAUGUGACAUAGCUGAUAGAAGUACCAUAGAUGAAGGUGUGUUAUCGGAUGAAGAGAAAUGGCGAGCUCAAUAUGGUCAAGUUACUGAAUCAGGGAAAGAUUUGGUUUUAGAGGUUCCAAUUGUGGACUUGUGGGAUUGGGAAAUGGUUACGAGAUUCAAAAGAGAUGAAAAAGAUAAAGUUGCAAGGUUGGUUGGAAGAUUGGUCAGACCAUCUGCAAAACAACAUCCAUCUAUCCCUUCUGGUGGAGGGAAAUUAAGAUCUGCUCCCAUCUGUGAAGCACAUCUUGAUCUGGUACGAGUUAGAACAGGACAAGUGUACAGAUUGCGAAAUCCUAGUGCAAAAUACAUGGCUUCAUUAUCAACUUAUGAUUCCUCAAAUCCAACAAAACAUUGGGAUUUUCCCCAGCUAUCACCUAAUAGAAAAAUCACUCAGCUCUCCAAAUCCAGUGAAAGCUCUGCUUCAGUUUCAGAUGAUAUCCCUGUAGAGAAGGAUUUGUCUGCAUUACCAAGUCAGCCCUCUGUAUCUAAGCAAAUUAAACAUCAAUACAGAGAUAGGGCCGCUGAAAGAAGAAUAUUGCAUGGUGGCUUCGGCAUGGGUCCAGGACAGAAGAAUCUGCCUGAUGUUUAUAAUUCGCCAUCUUCACCUGAUGCUGGUUGUCCUCAAGAAGCUGCAUCAGAGGCCUUGGAGAUGUCAUUUGGAGCAGGUAGUUAUGCCAGAAAACUUCUGAAAAGCAUGGGUUGGAAGGAGGGGGAGGGGCUUGGAAGCUCUACGAAGGGCUUGGUGGAACCUAUUCAACCAGUCGGAAAUGUUGGCACUGCAGGUUUGGGAUGGUCUCGUUGAAACGGAUCACAUGCUUAGUAUCUGUUAUAGGGUCUAAAGUGUAAACUUAUUUAUCAUCGAAAUAUUAUGUAUAGGGUUAUUCUAUUGUUAUGACCAGAGAAAGAUGAGGCCCGACGUAGAGAAGUAGACAAGGAAGAAUUCAAAAUAAAUGUUAUCGUGUUAAGCAAA
Molecule: messenger RNA, 1811 nt
Organism: Vigna radiata var. radiata (mung bean)
Lineage: Eukaryota; Viridiplantae; Streptophyta; Magnoliopsida; Fabales; Fabaceae
Exons: 10
Coding region: 117-1643 (508 amino acids)
Biological process (GO): mRNA splicing, via spliceosome
Cellular component (GO): nucleus
Molecular function (GO): RNA binding
Source: RefSeq, a predicted model, not a curated record